CGGAAGGUCUCCAUCCACAGCUAGACAUCUGACACGUCUGUGUAGUUCUGCACCUCAAAAGACUCCAAAAUCACCAUAUUUCUCCAGAAUGUACCUGAACCUGUAAAUACUCUAGAUAUACUCCAUAUAGUAGUAAAUAUAUAUUAAAACACUUAUAGACCAUGGAUAAAAGUGGUUAAAAUCCAUGGUCUAUCACCCAAGCCAAAAGAGGAUUAGUUAGAGGCAGAACGCAAUGCAUCAAAGUUUAAUGCAAAGGCGUUGUCAGUAAUCUUUGGAACCGUUGAAGCAGAAUAGUUCAAGUUGAUACAAGGGAGUACUUAGGCUAAAGAGGUGUGGGAGAUCCUGCUGAAUUCAUUUGAAGGAAAUGAGUGUCAAGAGGACACGUCUGGGUCAUCUUGGGUCGCAGUUUGAGAAUCUUAGGUGGUCUGAUAGUGAUUAUGUUGCAAGCUUCAGUGCCAAACUCAGUGCUAUGGUGUAUGAAGCAUGUGUACUUGGGAAGAAGUAAAAGGAGACGAAGCUGGUAAAGAAGUUACUACGUUUUCUUCCAGCAAAGUUUGUAGUUCACAAGUUGGUCUGAAUAUGACCACAAACUCGGAUGAGCGCAAGUUUGACAAACUUGUGGGUAUGCUGAAAGCAGAAGAGAUGGAGACAGACAAUAACUUGCUAAAUAUUUCAAAUUUAUACAAUAAACUUGCGGCUGGCUCCAUCUACGAGUAUGGUGACCUGUAGAAAGUCCGUUACGGAAAGCUAACCAGAUGAUAAAAGCAUAGCGAGGUACACCUUGGGAGAACCAUAUGAUCUUACUCCAUUGCGGAGUUGUGAAGUCAAGUUUUCCUCCGCGGAUUUUCGUAGAUCCGCAAAGGAGGACUGCAUGGGUUCUUUCCGUUGAGGUUUUGACCUUUUUCGUCAAGGUAUCCACGAGUUUGUCUUGUUCUUCCGACCUAUUUUCGUAGGCAGAAAACAUCUUUUUGAACUCCUCGAACGUCACAGCGUUAGCUGUUGUGUUGGCUGCAGAAACGGCAGCUUCUGGAGUGUUUUCAUUGUCGUUGCUUCCUCCGUUGAGAGGAGUGCAAGUUAUUCGUGUCGUUAGUUGUCUUGUCUAGUUGAGCGUAUUGUGGCUGAGAGAGUUAGACUGAUCUAUACCCCCCGUCCUUCUAGCGCCAAACUGUAGGAAUCAAAAUUCACACUAUCGAUUUCCGUUUAAAUAAAGAAAGUUAGGAAAACCCUAAUUUUCCAGAGGUUCUGGAUAUAUGCUAAACCACACGCCAAGCAAUCAGAACACGAAAUAAAGACGAGAAAGAGAAGAAAUCGAAAAGAGAGCAAAAUAGAUCUUAUUCCGAAUUCGCGUUUGAGCGUUACAACAAGGUAAGAGCCUGGGCUACAAGAGCUGUCAGCGAGUUUCCUAGUUCUAAAACCCUAAGACUGCAAGACCUAAUUGAGUCGUAGCUUGAAUAACAAAAACGAAAUGUUGCCUAAAAUUGCUCUAAGUGCUAAGUUUGCUCUGAAAAAGUUCUCCCCAUGUGCCUCUCACCUAGGACUCCUUAUAUACUCCUCCAAGGUCGGUUUUCGCUUUUCCCUUCCUGCCCUUAAGCCGUCUUAAGUGAAAAAUGGAGAUAUUUCAUUUUUUCCGAUCUUCAUGUUUAUCCGCAGAAACUUAACAUUUUUUCUGCGGAAACUUAUCUUUAUAUUUGUUUUUAUAAAAUAAAAACAUAAACCGCCACAGUAUCUACGAGCUCAUUCUUAAAGAAUCGUAAGUGGGCUUGUAAUCGCGUUUUAGACCUCGUUGGGCCGUCUUUCGACAUGAAACGUUUGUUACAAUUUUCUUUUCGACAAAAACAAGUUCUCGCGUUUUUUAUCGUAAAGUUUCAACAGUAACUUUGAUCGGAAUGAUGUGAGAAAUGAUAUGGCCGUGGUACAUGGGAGAUAGCAUUGAGAACAUACGAGAAUGCACGGAUUUGGGUCAUACCCGUUAAUCGAUGUCCGAGACAGUUCGAUCACUAUGUAGCGACCUGGUCCCACCUGGAUCGGUUGCUACGUAGCGACCGAACGAACGGUUUGGUCGGUCGCUACGUAGCGACCGGCUCGUUUGUGGACCGGUUACUACGUUGCAACCUUGUUUGGAUCCUUUUAUGACGUUUUAUGAACGUGUUCUUGGACUAUGGGUGUUUAGUUUCGAUGAAUCAACCGAGAUUAGUGCAAGAUUUCACCGCAAAUUUCUUCGUAAAGAUUUCUUUACGAGGAUUACUUUUCAUAAAAGCAUUCAUGCUGAUUUUUACGGAUAUUUGGAUGUUAACUUCGUCGUGUUCGUUUUUGACCCCAACAGUCAGCAAGUACGUCGGGACGUACGACAAGAGUACGGCAGAAAGUUCUACAGCGCGUAGUUGUGAGUAACAAGCCGAAGGGAGUACAUUAGUGCAGAAACAUGAAGGUCAGACAAGAGGUUAUGAAUAAGGGUUGUGCAGCUGGUACAAGGAAGGAGACUGAUCGGUGCAUCAGCAACUGUGUCAGGCAAAACAAGAAGUAACAUCGGAUGUGCUGUUGGUUCUAUGGGAAGUCUGGACACAAGAAGGUGGAGUGUUUUGAUCGUGAGAAGAGCAGAUACAUGGCCAAGAAGGUGAACAAGACGUUCAUUAAACCCAAGAGGGUUGAAGAGGUGCUCUUAGCCAAGAGUGGCUUACUUGAUGAGGUCAAGGAAGAGACGUUAGAAGAAGGGUGCAGUUCUGUUAAGUGUGAUCUUGAGGAUGAUCAAGAAGCAUCAAAUCUGGAUCAAGGACACGAGGUUAUUUGUGGCACAAAGGAGAAAGAGAUCAAAGUGCGUCAGGAAGUGAUGCGAGAUGAUCUUGAGGAGGGUGAUAGUGAAAUCACUCCAAGACAAUAGCAACGAGUACAGAGUGCACUUGGUGUUGAUGGGGAAGGGCUCGAGGUCAAGAAGAAGACACAUGACGAAAGCCAGGUCCUCAACAGAAGCUGGUCGAAUGGUAGUUCGGAAGGUGCGUCAGAUCGUGACGCAGUACUUGUUAUUCUGCUGCAGCAGGGGCUGUGUCAUGAUUAUACAUGAAUAAACAUACGGGGGGGGGGGGGGGGGAGGUCUGUAAGGCUUGACAAUUUAGGCAUAUGUGUUUUAGCUUAGUAUGCAAUCAAGCAAGGGGAGAAUGGUGAUGUUCUGGUACAGAGAAUGCAUAUCUCAUGGGGGAGAAAAGCAUGUGUGGUGCACAUCUCGUGGGGGAGAAAAGCAUGUGUGGUGCACAUCUCGUGGGGGAGAAAAGCACAUUUGGUCUGGAAGUUUCCAGGUGGGGAACGUGGUUUCCACGAGGAUGCUAAACCAUAAGAAUGUUGUGCUUGAUCGAUACACAAAGCUAGAAGGGGGAGAUUGAAGAUGUAAGAUGUCUGCCCUGAAGUAGUCGCUAACGUAGUAGCUGAAGCAGACGUUGUGUUGGUGGUUAAGACCAUGUGGAGUCAAGGUGUUGAGCUGGAGUCUUGAAGACUUGGAGAGCAAGAGAGUAUCUUGGAGAUAAAGAAAGAGGAAUAAACUUGAAGAACAAGUUUAUGACUUAAAGGAAGAAGAAUAAGUGCAUUCCAAGAAAAAGAAAGUUGCACUUAAUGUUAUGGAAGAUGUCCAUAUCCAUGUUGCCUUGGAGACUAGGGUUUCAGGAACAUGGAGAAUAUAUAAGAUAGCUAUGGGUCAUCUGUAGAGAGACAUAGACACAGAUGUUGAUCUUAUAGAGAGAGAGAAGCUCUUGGAAGUGUUAUGGGUCGUUCUGAAGCAGUGGCUGAAGUACUUGCUGGGAGAGAGACAUAAGCGGGUAGCCUAGAAAUCCUUCAGUGUCGUGUGUUAAGGUGUUAACACUAGACGAGUAAAGCUGAAUAAACAAGGUCUUGCAAUAGAUUGUUUAAAGGAGAUUCUAAUAAAGCAUAGUUGUUUGCUUGUAUUGUUUUGUCUCUAGUGUUAUCUUCAGCAGUACUAUUGUGGUGUUAUUCCUGCACUAACAGAUAUGUCCUUUGAGCGAUACUCCCAAGAUAUUACAUGUAGUGAUAUUAAAUUAUGUGAGUCCUUGUUGUUUUAAAAAACAUAUUUCAUUAGGAAUAUUCAUGUUUUGCUUGAGGACAACCAAAAGGGUAAGUCUGGGGGAGUGGAUAUACCAUGGAUUUUACCAGUUUUUAGCUAUGGUAUAUAAGUGUUGUAGAACCUAUUUAUUAUGUUUGGAGUCUUUUUAGAGUAUUUACAGGUUCAUGAAUGUUUUGGAGCAAUGUGGUGAUUUUGGAGAAUUUUGGAGAUAAAGUUAGAAGAAAUUCGUAGUUGUCUGUCAAACCAGUCCAGAGUCAACAUUCAGAGUCAAACUACGAUCGACAAAAACCUCGUGUCGUCAAUCGAUAGCAAAGCGCGCAAGGCCCGACUUGGUUCCCAGCCGCCGAAGUUCCACAACAAUUACAUAAAUACCCCCGGCCAACUUUAACCUAAUAUUUAUGUGCUAUGCAAAUUAUUUUGGGCAACAAACGCUUUCGUACUUUCAUAUUUUCACAGAAAACAUAUUUAGGUUUUUAGUAGUUUGGAGAGAAGAUCCAAGACUUCUUUAGAGCUUUGUAUUGGAACUCAAGUAUUACUACUCUAUUCUACUAUAUGCUUUCUAUUCAAAUUUAUAUCAUGUCUUGGUUUGAUUACAUCUGAGUCAUUCACUUGUUAGAUUUAGGGUUCAUUAUAGUAUUGAAGGAUUAGCCCAAACUAUAUAACUGCUAAGGUGAUAGACAUCCUUCAAGAAAUUUAUUAUAAUGCUUGUGUUUAAAGUAGCUAACUAGAAUCCUGAUUUUAGGUUUGUGGACAACUACGACGAUAGGUUUUGCAUCAGAAUAGAUUCACUUGAGCAAUGAUUACUAGAAACAAGUGACAGCUGAUUUAGUUAAGACUAGUGAACCUAUAGAUCAACUCGCUAAAGCUUGCCUAAGGAAACAUCGAUCGACGCUAAUCUCAUAGCAUCGAUCGAUGUUCGAUACGUAUCAACAAGCGGAACCUGAGAUAUUGUCCUUAGUCAAUAGGAUUGAUUCACAUGCGAAAGCUGGGAAUACUUUCUCAUUAGAAUUCUAGUUCUAAGAUUGACAACCUAAGCAUUCUAUAUCAUUAUAAUCCUGAUUACCUAAAACUCUAGAUCUAGCUGCUUUCUCAUAACUGUUACAACCUCAACCAAUCAAUCAACUGAGCAACUAUCUUGUUCGCCUCUGCUGUUUAUUGACUUACUCUGUUUGCCUAGCCUAAUCCAAAACUGAUUAGGAUAUAUUGUGUGCCCUAGAUCCUUGUGGAUUUGAUUCCUAAAUACUACGACUUAACCUCUUAUUUGAGAGAGUAAAAGUCACUCUUUGGGGUAAUUUGAGUUAUAUCAAUGCUCAUGUGGAAGAACAUGAUAUGGUGUCUGUCCCACCUGUGUAAAGUAUGCAGGCUUCAGCUCGAAUCGUACCUAUGGAAAGUAGGAUGACAAAUUGCAGAUCUGUUGGCGUAGUAUUAAUCUGGGCAGUUGUAGUCAGCCAAAGAUCUGGGUAGAGAGACCUGGACAUUCUCCUCAGCUACAACCUGAGCAUUGGCUGCAGAAUUCUCAACAUCAGCAGCUUGUUGAUUAUCUGCUUCAGGAUCAGGGAUUAUAGCCCUGUGAUCAUCUAACCUCUGACAUGCUGCAUUAUACAGAUGACCAUCCUGGUCAUGCAGGUCCCCAUUCUCAUCCCAUAUCAGCACUAGAGUCGCAACCAUGUCUGCUCGUGAGUUGAUGUCGAUCGAUGUUCGGGUUGAAGUGUCGAUCGUCGGUCGCUCACAGGUAUCCGUCGAGGUAAUUGAGUUGAUGUCGAUCGAUACCGCCCGUCUCUCUUUUCAGAUUGAACGAUCCAAACGUGCAGGAUCUGAGAAUAAAAGUGAUUUUUUCCUUGUAGCUUCAAGUACUAUUGGGCAUGUACCUGAAACUUUAAGAAAAAAAAUUCGUAAGCAAAAAUAAAUGAGAAAAAUAACCUAGACUAAAUCAAAUAAAUUGAGUCUAAUGGCGAUCUAAUGCUCCUCGGAAACAGCGCCAAAUUAUCCAAUGAGAAAAUUUACUCUCUCAAAUAAGAGGUUCAGUUGUAGUACUUAGGGCUAAAAUCCACAGGAAACGGGGGAACACAAUAAAAUCAAUGCAAUAACGAUUAAGCUAGGCAAGUAACUAUAAAAGCAUAAAUAAAGCAGAACAAAGUAGUUGGUUGUUUGGUUUGAAAAUAUGAGAUCAAAAAGCUAGAUCUAGGGUUCCAAGCAAUCUGUAUUAUAGUAUUAUAAAAGAUAAGGGUGUGUGAAUGAAAGUCCUAGAACUCGAUGUGUCGAUUGAUACUAUCGAAUGAGUGUUGAUCGACACUGCCUUAGGAAAGAGUUGCAAAUCUGAUCGAUUUGUUCACUAGUUUCAACAGAUUAGCUGUCGCUUAUUUCUAGCAAUCCUAACUCAGAAAAAUUAGUGCAGGAAGAGAACCUAUUGUCAUAGUUGUCUACAAUCCCUAGUUCAAGGUUCUAGUUAGCUAAUCUAGAACACUGGCAAUAAGAACAAUUCUUAUGAAAGAUGUUUUAUGAAUGCACCCUAGCAGUUCUAUAUGUUUGGAUAAUCCAUCAAAACCCUAUUACAAAGGUCAUGAUAAUAAACUGAAUAGAAUGCAUAAAAAGAAUAAGGUAAGAAAAAAUAGAGUUCCAUUACAAAGGUCUGAAAGAGACUUGGAUCUUCUCUCCAACCCUACUAAAAAUCCUUAAAGUGUUUGACAUGAAUGAUAGAAAGUAAAAGGGUAGUGUUCUGUCCAAACAAUGGCAAACACUAUAAAUAUUAGGUCACUCGGCCAGGGGUACUCAUGUAAUUAUGUGGACCAUCUAGGCUCAAGUCGGUCUCGAACAAGACGGUCAGCCCGUCUACGCGCGUCAUUGUCAAGCGACGACAGGAAUUGUGUUGAUCGACAGUCUAUCUGAAUGUCGACUCUGGCUUGUUUCUGAACGUCUACGAGUUUAUUCUAUCUUUAACUACAAAAUGCUCCAUAAUCUCCACAUUGCUUCAAAACAUACAUGGACCUGAAAAGACUCAAAAAGACUCCAAAACACAUAAAAUAGAUUCUAAACAAUUACAUACAAUGCUUGAAAACUGGUAAAAUUCAUGGCAUAUCAAGCACCAAGAUAUAUGCUCCAUUAUAUUUUCAUCAGUCGGGAUAUCUGAUAAGUUCCAUACCUCAAGAAUAACUUGUCUAACACAUAUUUAUCAAAAAAAAUUCUAAUAUAAAAAUAGUGUGAUUGCAACUAUAUAUAUAACUAUUAAUAUCAUCUAAAUUAAUUUUUCCAUAAAUUAUUCUUUAAAUUCAUGGAAGAAACAAAUUUUUGAUCAUUUCCUUAACUUAUGCCUUUUCUAAUGAUUAAUUUCAAUUCUCAAACUAAAUUUAGAAUAUUUCAAAACUAAUUGAAUGUAAUUUGAUCCAUUAAUAAUUCUUAUAUGUGGGUUAAGUCAUAUAAUUUAUAUAUUUUUCUUUGAUGUUUCUAACUAUAGCUUAACUAAAAUAUGUAACAAUAUUAGAAUCAUUUUUGUAACUGCAGUAUUACAAUCAUUCCCUCGAUAUAUUGUUAAAUCUUAUAAAAUAAAUUUAGAAACAUCAGAAACUUGCGAUCAGUUUCAUUUUGUUUUAAAAUUCUCCUAAUUAUUCGUGAAAUUUGAUAAUUAUAGAACAAUUUUCUCAGUCAAAUCAUCUUAUAUUGGAUUUAGAAACGUGAAUUUUGGUUAACAUCUAUAAAUAGAAUAUUGGAUUUUUAUUUUCAUUCAUAACAUUGAAUCAUUCUAUAAUUUUCUCUACACCUCUCCAUAUUUCUAUGUUCUUUACAAGAAUGCCUAAAAAUGGUUCUCGUUCUGUUGGGUAUUCUAAAGAAGAAGAUAAACUUUUAUGUCAAGUUUAUAUGAAAGUUUAUCAAAAUCCGAUUAAAGGUUUUUAUCAAACAGCCGAUCAUUUCUGGGAUCAUGUGGAAGAAGCUUUCAAGAAUGGGAAACCCAAAGCUUCGAGUGAACGUUCAAAAAAGUCUCUCCAAUGUCGAUUUCAAACAAUCGAGAGAGCAACAAAGAAACUACAUGCAUGCAUCAAACAAUGUGAAAACAAACAUUCAAAUGGUGUUUCAAAUAUUAAUAUUUUCAAUCAAGCUAAAGAAAUGCUAAUGGAAGAUCCAAAAUACAAAUCUGGUUGGAAAUUUGAUCAUGUGUGGAACAUUAUUAAGACUUUUGAAAAGUUUGAACAUGGUGUUACUUAUUCUAGAAAGCUAUCAGAUUCUUGCGUUUUCGAGUCUACAUAUUCAGAUUCAGAAAAUCCAACAACAAAUUCUGAGAUACAAGCAUCUCCAAGUGUAUCUUCAUUUUCUUUUAACUUAGGUGACAAAGAUGAUCUUAUUGGUGGAUCCUUAUCUCAACAACCAAUUGGUGGAUCUCAACAACCUAUUGGAGUAAAAAAAUCUUCACUGAAAAGAAGAAGCGAUGAUCGAACAUCGGCUAUAAUCAAGAUUUUAAAAGAAGGAAACAGACAACUUCUUGAACAUUUGAAGAAGACAAGUGCAGACAUACAACAUUGCAUGGAGAUUCAAAGUAAGAAUUAUGCAUUAAAAAAAUUCAAGGAAGAAAAUAUUUUUUUACUUCAAGACUUGAAUUCCAUACAAGAUGCAAACAUCCGUGCUUACGUUCAAAGUGAACAAAAAAGAAUAUUAAGAAAAAGGAUUGAUCAAAAAGAACCUUCUACAUCAACUUCUAUAGAGCAAUAAAUGCAUUUGGAAGCUAUCCACAAAGGAAUUAGGUUACGAGUUUAUGUUGUCUUAAGUUUUAUUUUUGAAACAACAAAUCUUUUAUUUUAUAUUCAUUGUUGGUUAUUGAUUAUGUGGUUUUAAUAUAUUGUUUCUUAUUUUAAUAUAUUAUUUCUGAUCUUUAUAUUGUCUAAUUUAAUGUAUGCUAUUUUCCAUCUUAAAAUAAACUCAUCAAACAGUGAUUUCGAAUUUUUUUUACAUUUUAUUUUAGAGUAUAAUCUUUUUUUGAUUAGAUUCAAAUUUAUUCAUCCUUUAUGGGAACUAACAUUUACAAAAUAAUAUGAAUCUACUUUUAACUACUAUGCUAUGCUGAACUAUGUGUAAUCUAAGAGUAGCAGAGAAAAACAAGUAGAAUCAUGACUACAUAGUGUGGAUAAACCACCGGCGCAUAAGUCUAGCUUGUGUCCUGCUUUGUACUUAAGAGAUGAGAUGCGAUUCCGAAUCCCCUUGUCAAUUGCCUUGCCCAUAGCUUUUGCAGUCAUCCAACUAGUAUGGUGUCUCCUUGCAUUUCGUUCUCUCCAAAUAUGAUAUAUAGUCGUUUGAAAGAGCAUUUUGAUAAGAAUAGUAUCCAGUGUCCCAUGUCAAAGCUCCUCCAUGUAGUCAAGCUUGGGCUGCCAAUCAGAAUCAGUAUGAGAGCCAAUAAUGCGAUUUGCCAACCCAUGUCAAACCGUAAAGGAGUAUGGACACGCGAAGAACAAAUGAUCCCUUGUCUCAUCGACUUCUCCACACAACAUAGAGCCUUGGAUCAUCCCCCAUGAGCGCAUCCUAUCAUCAGAUGAUAUUCUAUUCUUGACUGCAAGCCAACUGCUGA
Messenger RNA from Brassica rapa (field mustard), 9614 nucleotides. RefSeq lists its product as uncharacterized. NCBI's taxonomy places the organism in Eukaryota, Viridiplantae, Streptophyta, Magnoliopsida, Brassicales, Brassicaceae. The record is from RefSeq and is a predicted model, not a curated record.